Messenger RNA from Limanda limanda (common dab), 1316 nucleotides. Its product is annotated as gastrula zinc finger protein XlCGF49.1-like. NCBI's taxonomy places the organism in Eukaryota, Metazoa, Chordata, Actinopteri, Pleuronectiformes, Pleuronectidae. Gene Ontology annotation, biological process: regulation of transcription by RNA polymerase II. Bases 295 to 1053 code for a protein of 252 amino acids. The record is from RefSeq and is a predicted model, not a curated record. Gene Ontology annotation, molecular function: RNA polymerase II cis-regulatory region sequence-specific DNA binding; DNA-binding transcription factor activity. The transcript has a single exon.
CCCCACAUUAAAGAGGAACAGGAGGAACCGUGGACCAAUCAGGAUGGACAGCAGCUUCAAGGACUGGAGGAGGCUGAUAUCAAGUUCACAUUGACUCCUGUCGCUGUGAAGAGUGAAGAAGAUGAAGAGAAACUUAUAUCGUCAACGCUUCAUCCGAGUGAGAGGAAGGAGAACAGAGAAGACUGUGGAGGACCAGAACCAGCCAGGAACUCAGGACCUGAUGGACGUUUACAACCAGGUCCUGAGGACAAGGCUGAAGACUCUUCUGAGACUGAAGUCAGUGAGGAUGAUUGGAUGGAGACCAGGGAAACUCAGACUGGUUUAAAUACAAGAAAUAACAAACAGCCUCUAAGUGAAAUGGGAUGUGAGACAGAAAAAAAAACGUUUAGUUGUUCUGAGUGUGGUAACAGAUUUAGCAAAAGGAGCGAUCUUAACAGACAUACUAGGAGUCAUACAGGAGAGAAACCGUUCAGUUGCUCUGAGUGUGGUAAAAGAUUUAACCAAGGGGGCAAUCUAAAUACACAUAUGAGGCUUCAUACAGGAGAGAAACCGUUUAGUUGCUCUGAGUGUGGUAAAAGAUUUAGCAAAAGGAGCAAUCUAAAUACACAUAUGAGGCUUCAUACAGGAGAGAAACCGUUUAGUUGCUCUGAGUGUGGUAACAGAUUUAGCCGUAAGGACAGUCUAAAUGCACAUAUGACGAUUCAUACAGGAGAGAAACCGUUAAGUUGCUCUGAGUGUGGUAAAAGAUUUAUCCAAAGCGGUACUCUAAAUAUACAUAUGAGGAUUCAUACAGGAGAGAAACCGUUUAGUUGCCCAGAGUGUGGUAAAAGAUUUAUUGAAAGGGCGAAUCUAAAUAUACAUAUGAGGAUUCAUACAGGAGAGAAACCGUUUAGUUGCUCUGAGUGUGGUAAAAGAUUUAGCCGAAGAGGCAGUCUAAAUACACAUAAGAAGACUCAUACAGGAGAGAAACCGUUUAGUUGCUCUGAGUGUGGUAAAAGAUUUAGCAAAAGGAGCGAUCUUAACAGACAUAUGAUGAUUCAUACACGCAUCUGAACGCAUCUCGACGCCAAAACCACGCAGAGAUAAGAAUCUUUGUCUGAAAAUUCCUUUGUGUAACUCACGUGGCUUACGGCCAUUUUUUACUUCGACCUCAUGUUGUCAUUAACAAAGGCGUCCAUUUUGAGUAACGUGAAUGUACCACCAUCUUGAUUUCGAACAGAUUACGUCACCACGUGACUGUGUCAUUACCUCAUUGCCACUCCCCCUCUCUCUCUCUCUCACACACACACACACACUUAGAGACACUCACACACACA